AUGUCGGCCCCUACAGCUCUUCGUCAGCCUGAGCAAACUCUCGGCUUCCAGCCUCAGAAUGUUUCUCAUGAUCAGGAUGAUGAAAUUUUGAUCGAUGCCCAGGCCUCGAUCGAGGGCGUUCCCACCAACCCCGUCGCCGAGUCUGCAGAGGAUGGCGAGUUGCGCAUCGAUGAGGAAGGUCGCCCUGUCUUCACCCCGGCCAAAGACGUCGCUACCGCAUAUAAGAUCGAAUCACGGAAGGUGCCUGUCCCGCCACACCGUAUGACGCCGCUCAAGGCAAACUGGGCCAAGAUCUGCCCUCCUAUCGUCGAACACCUCAAGUUGCAAGUGCGAAUGAACAUCAAGAGCCGAUCGGUAGAAUUGCGGACCUCCAAGUUUACCGACGACGUGGGAGCCCUGCAGAAGGGUGCUGAUUUCGUCAAGGCCUUCACUCUUGGCUUCGAUAUCGAUGAUGCCAUCGCCCUCCUCCGACUUGAUGAUCUGUACAUCCAAACUUUCGAAAUCAAGGAUGUGAAGACUCUAAACGGAGAGCAUCUUGGUCGUGCCAUUGGACGUAUUGCAGGCAAGGAUGGAAAGACCAAGUUUGCGAUCGAAAAUGCCAGCCGGACACGAGUGGUACUUGCAGACCAGAAGAUUCACAUUCUGGGUGGAUUUAAGAACAUUCACAUUGCCCGAGAGGCCAUUGUCAGCUUGAUUCUGGGUAGCCCUCCGGGCAAGGUAUAUGGCAAUCUUCGAACUGUCGCCUCGCGUAUGAAGGAACGGUUCUGA
Molecule: messenger RNA, 768 nt
Organism: Penicillium paradoxum
Lineage: Eukaryota; Fungi; Ascomycota; Eurotiomycetes; Eurotiales; Aspergillaceae
Product: pre-rRNA-processing protein PNO1
Exons: 3
Coding region: 1-768 (255 amino acids)
Cellular component (GO): nucleolus
Molecular function (GO): RNA binding
Source: RefSeq, a predicted model, not a curated record